Tripterygium wilfordii is the source of this 765-nucleotide messenger RNA. RefSeq names its product ribonuclease S-2-like. The coding region runs from base 1 to 765 and encodes 254 amino acids. Gene Ontology annotation, biological process: RNA catabolic process. Gene Ontology annotation, molecular function: ribonuclease T2 activity; RNA binding. NCBI's taxonomy places the organism in Eukaryota, Viridiplantae, Streptophyta, Magnoliopsida, Celastrales, Celastraceae. The transcript has 3 exons. The record is from RefSeq and is a predicted model, not a curated record. Gene Ontology annotation, cellular component: extracellular region.
AUGGCAACCAAAAUUGCAAUAAAUUUACAAAUUCUACUCAUCAUCAUCGUCAUCGUGUUGAUCAUCAUCUAUUUUGAUGCAAGUGAUGCGAGGAAACGCGCAAAACGUCGGUCAGUAAACAAUGGUUCAUUUCACUUCUACAAAACAAGCUUAAGGUGGCCGAGGACCUAUUGCAACACUAAAUCAAGGAAAAGUUGUGAAACUCCGAUCGUAUCUCGUUUUCUUGUGCACGGCCUUUGGCCUGCUUACCUCAACCCUCAUGAAACCGUACCGCCUUUCAACAUCAGCGGAUGCACCACCACUCAACCCACCCCAAAAUACGUGGUUCCAAGCCAGGCUUCAUUUUUCGGAUCAAGAAUACAAGAUAAGAAAACCUAUUGGUCGGACCCUAUCGAGUACAGCAACAUGGAGACGAAUAUGAGAGCGUGGAAAUACCAGUGGGUGAAUCAUGGCAUGUGUUGGGCGUACCCAGUUGAACCACUCUUGUACUUCGAUGCACCAGUAGAUUAUAUUAAGAACCAUGACUUGCUCCAAAUCCUUGCUGCAGCAGGCCCUACUAUCAUUCCAGUCACUGAUCACAAGUAUGAUCGAGACCAUAUUGCUCAAACACUCAUUGAUGCAAUUGGAGGGAUUCCAGAGAUUGACUGCUACCAGAAUGACCUGUGGCAGAUCAGGGUCUGUUUUGAUAAAAGCAAUCAAGUGAUGAACUGCCCUAUCAAAUUCCAUACCGGAUGCAAUCAGGAUAUAGGAUUUCCUCCGGCAUAG